Paramisgurnus dabryanus is the source of this 2408-nucleotide messenger RNA. The record is from RefSeq and is a predicted model, not a curated record. NCBI's taxonomy places the organism in Eukaryota, Metazoa, Chordata, Actinopteri, Cypriniformes, Cobitidae.
UAGAGGGUGUCACUAUUCCAGCCCAUACAAAAUCUGAGAACCAUGAGGAGCAUUCAGUCAGACCAUCUUAAAACAACUUGAUGAGCCCAUAUCAUCGACAAAAAAAAAUGAAUAUGACUCUUCCAAGGAAUGUUUUGCAGCUGAGAAAGGUUUUUGCACAGCUCUCCGCCGUCUUGCUGCUUACACUGACUCAGAAGUCUGUCUCAACAUCUGCCGCCAUGGCCUGUGGGGUGUCUGUGGAUCCACCUGCCUCUAUUGAAAUAACAGACCCUGGGAAGCUGGGUUACCUUACUAUCCACUGGACUCCACCAGUCAGCCUUCAGAAUCUAACAGACUGCAAAAUAAGAUACCAACUUGGAUACUAUGACACCUAUGAGGACCGGUGGAAAAUUGUCCGAACUCCUAAACUGAGUUAUUCUGCUCAGUUCGACCUUGAGAAACCCAUUAAGAUAAGAAUUGUUACUCUGAUGAAGUGCACUUGCACCAAUGGGACAGAAGUUCAAGGGGAGGAGGCAGAAAGGGUGUUCACCCCUGACCUUACAGGUGUGGAAGGGUCAAGAAUAAGAGACUUUCACUGUGUUUUCUAUAAGAAAGAGUAUAUGGACUGCAUCUGGGAGUCAGGACAUGUCCAACCACCAAAUACAAAGCACUACCUUUAUUACUGGCACAUGGAAAUGAAUGAAAUCCAGGAAUGUCCAGAGUACAUCGUAUUAUCUGAUGUUCGGCGAGGCUGCAGGUUUCCUCGACAAUCUCUGUUGGAGUUCUCAAAUUUGAAUAUGUGUGUAAAUGGAUCAUCUGCAGCUGGAAGUCUGACAACUGCCUUCUUCUCUUUGGAGGUCCAGAACUAUGUGAAACCAGAAGUGAUUUCUUCUAUACGAAUCUCAGAGACUGAUGCACUAUUGAAGUUAGAUUGGGUUUCACCCAGUGGUUUAGUUCCAGAGCAGUGCUUGGAAUAUGAGGUGGAGAGCAACAUUAGAAUGACAGAUGGCAGAGAACAACAGCACAGAAAACCUCUUGAGGAAACAUCGUAUGACUUCCCAAAGGAGGGAGAAAGUACGUCAACUUGCUUUCGAGUCAGGUCAAAGAUGAACACGUACUGUGCUGAUCAAGGAUUUUGGAGCGACUGGAGCCAAAUGAAGUGUACAGCAUCAGAAAAGGAAACUCUAUACAUUCCUGCAUGGGGUCGUUUGAUUUUGGUGCUGGUUAUUGGUGUUGUUAUAGUCUUCGUCGUUUGUAUUACACUGUGGAUUUUAAAGAAGACGUGCAUAAAAAAUACCAGAAAGAAGGAUGGUAUUUACACUUUAUACAAGCAGAAGAUCAAUGAAAACAUUCCCACAAUCCUCAGCCCAAUGUUCCAGUGAUGAACUGCAUUUCAUUUCUCAUCUCAUGCACUGUUAACUGUUAAGAUUUGGUUGUAGUUGGCCUGUGUUACACUGCAUUACAAAUCUGUAAUUUUAAACUGCACUAAAUGUAUAAACGUAGACAGCUGAUAGGACCAACAGUCCUUAAAGGAUCAUAGCAUACCUGAUUUAUUGAACCACUUUGUUUACCAAAUGUCUAUAUUAUUUACUAUUAUGUUUACGUAUUUGCAUUAAACGUCAAAGUUACUCAUUUUCCAAAUGCCAACGAGCUUGCCCAUUUUUGCUCUCUUUAUUGUAAUAUUAACUUUUUCAUGACUAUUUUAGUAUUUGAGAUGUUUUUACUGUCGAUCAUAUUAUGAAGUAAUCAUUUUUACGUGAUGCAUUUCAAUUUAUACACUUAUAAGUAUCAAAACUGUAUAAUAAAAAAAAUUAAAAAAUGUUGUGAAGUCUGUUAAACACACAGAUAAUAGACUGUUUACAAAACACUUGCAAAAUAUGAAAUGUGUAAUGUGAAAUGUAUGUGUAUGACUUAUGAGAUAAAGAAUUAUCUAAAAGCACUGUUAAUAUGUUUUAACUUAAACCCAGCAGGGAUUCGUUAUUUUUAAACCACAUUUACUCCUUUGGUUCUCGCAUACAGUAGAUCAACUGCCUCUGACAAAGUGAAUCAAGGUUUGGUACAGAGCCUGACAUCAGCUUUGUAGAUCUGGUGAGUGUGUUUUUUAUUUUUGCUGUAUUCGAUGAUGUCAUGUCACCGUUGUGUCUGGUUAGAUGGUUCCAGAUAUCCAUACAUUCAGUCUCCUUUAGUUUAUCACUGAAAAAGUGACGUAGGGGUUAGUCAUGGAAACAUACAGCAUAUUGUACAUACCUGUAGUAGAGACACUAUAGCUCAAAGAUAGAUAUGUCUCUCACAUUUAACACACCUGGUUAGCUCAAUGAACUGUAUCAGAUCAGGGAGAUAUACAAUUUUUGAGUGUUACUGAUUCCCAGGAUUAAGAACCCCCUGACAGGCACCAUCUUCCAGCCAUAAACCUUUUCACAACAAAAUAU